Molecule: messenger RNA, 2681 nt
Organism: Exophiala viscosa
Lineage: Eukaryota; Fungi; Ascomycota; Eurotiomycetes; Chaetothyriales; Herpotrichiellaceae
Exons: 1
Coding region: 32-2551 (839 amino acids)
Biological process (GO): regulation of DNA-templated transcription
Molecular function (GO): zinc ion binding; DNA-binding transcription factor activity, RNA polymerase II-specific
Source: RefSeq, a predicted model, not a curated record
ACUGAUACCGUUUGUGGAACACUUUCAAAGCAUGGCUCACCCACAACAAGCCGCUUUUCAACGCCGUCAGAAUAAAAGUUGCGACCAAUGUCGAGCUGGCAAGCGUCGUUGCGACGUCAACCUUCAGCACAUCCCCGAAGCCGAACUCUCCGAUCUUUCGCCCAGCAAUCUCCACCAAAAUUCGACGCUUUUCUCCCCUUCGCCUUGCACGAACUGUAAGAAAUGGAAAAAAUGGUGCACAAUAGAUUGGGUCAUAUCACAUCAAAACAGUCAGAGAGCGCCGUCGAGACGCGAGCGAGGAUCGAAGAGAUUGCCCAGCAUAUCUUCCGAAUCGGUCAAUGAAAGAUUAUGGCAUGAAUGGCCUCUGGAUACACCAAUCCUGAAUGCAACAGUUGUGGACCACAACUUUGUCAGUCUUUCAGCACCAAAUGACACUUCAACUCUACCAGAUUGCCUGAAUACGAGCCCAUCGCUUGCCAGCUUCCAUGAUAUCUUUGCCUUCCGGCAGGACGACAACUUUGUUUGCACAGACGCACAGAACUAUCAAUAUGUGCCUGAAAUUCCAAUCAAUGUCGAUCCGCAAGGACAGCCAUAUGGAAGUGGCGAGUUUGCACUUCCAUCCAUGGUUGGUCAGGAAUAUAUUGCUGGCUCGCAGUUAUCCCCGCCAGUCACCUUCCAAGAGCCGAGCUCCUGGGAUCUCCGGACGACCGACCUCGAUCUUUUUUCUGAUGAAGAAGAGCACGACUCAAUACUACAGCGACGACGAGCCUCAAAUCGGUACUUUGGCCGUUCGGUCAACACAAGUGCAUCGCCUUUCGAUUCGGGUAAUCUAGCAGAAGCUCACAAUCGGUAUGAUAUCAGGAAGGGUUUGCUCAAGAUUUACCAUGAUUCCCUCGAGGGCGCAUUGAGCUGUUGGUUGAUUGAACGAAAUUGUCCAUACGCCUCUAGCGCCUUUGUUGACAAGAGUGAUGUGUGGAGUUCGAACUGGUCUAACAGGAUGAUGGCUCGGAUACGUGCUUUGGACAAGACCUACUCAAGUCUGGGCCUUGUUUCUAGGAGUGACCAGAAGCAGUCGUCGAAGGUUCUUAGCCUCAUAAUCAUGGCCUUCGCCGUACAAUGGGCUCAGACUGCAUAUGGGAAGCACGAAGAUCUGAGGGCGCAACUUCCCGAACAUGGACUUUUUGGACGCAACAUGCAGAAAACGCUAUGGCAUGAAGCCAACCUGGCUCUGGGGCAGGCUUCCAGCAAUCCAUCCUUUAAAGUGAUUUUUGCUGGCAUCAUAUUCUCACUCACCCAACGUCCAAUGGAGUCUGCAGAAAGCCUAUUUGACCCAGAGAAACAACGCAGCAGCAAUUCAAUCUCGUUGAGAAAGAUUCUCAAUGAUGAUGGUGGGCCAAUCUUCCUCGACGUCGCCGUUCGCAAACUGCAUGAUCAUCGGAGAAGGCUCAAAGAUGCCAAAUGCUCCUAUCUUAACAACUCACUGGCACAAGAUGCUACCAUUGUCUUGGCCGAACAGGACAAGGAAACAUUUGAGCUUACAUUUUGGUUGGCCAUCAUGUUCGACACUAUUUCCGCAGCCAUGAACCGUCGCUCCUUCACGUUGGACGAUCGUGAGACUCGUAUUGAUGACGACGAGCAUCGCUCAAGGGGGCCGCCCUGUGACAAUGCAUUCACCUGUGACUUGGAUGCUUUUACAGGCUUCUACGACAAGACCGCUUCAGACCUUGUUGAGGAGUCCCAGAUAUGGGGUGACUACUUUCUGCGACAACAGUCUCGGAUUGGAGAAAUGCGUAAGCAGACAGUGCGUUGGCCGUGCUCUUAUGAUGACGCUGCGGCAUGCCUGGCGGAUGCAGCUCCUGUCAAAGUACUGGUGUUCCGUAGACUCGGGCAUCUCCAAGAUCUUUUCUACCAGCGAGCGCCAGCCGAGGACAUCGAAACGGCCAUCACCGCCACGUUGGAGGUUUACAAUCAUUGGGAGAAUACAUACGGACUUUUCAUUGCCGAUUGUAUCGCCCACCAUGAGUAUUUGCCAGCCCGUAUUCAAUCAUGGUACAUACUUCUGGCAAGCCACUGGCAUUUGGCUAUCUUCUUGCUUGCGGACCUCGUAGAGAAGUUGGACGAUCUCAACAUGUGCUUGCCGGCAAAUCGGACAGCCAGGCAGACUACAGAUUUCGUUGCUACUCUACGAGUCCGCUCAGCAAUCACGGUGUCCGACCUUGGUCGUUGCUCCCGAUUUCGCAAUCGCGAGGACUUAUCGUUCUCGCAGUCCCCGUUCUUUCAUCAUGCCGUGAACAAGGCGGCACUGCUUACGGAACCUUGGACGGUGGUUCUUGUGCGUUCUUUUGCGUAUGCAGGAGAGCAGCUCCUUAAAUUGGUGCUACCACGUCGAGGUGUUGAACCUAUGUUGGAGUUCUGUAAUAUAUUGGAAGGAAAAAAUCGUUUGAUUGAUUGUAUUCAAGCGCUAUGGCUACUGGGCAGGAAAAGUGAUAUGGCAUUAUGCGCUGCAAAAGUUCUGCAGGGAGCAUUUGACCAGGGCGUGAGCUGGAGCUAAUUUUGAGGGAAAAGCCAUACACAAAACGAUCGGCCCCUGUUGGGCUGUUAAUUGAUGCUUAAUCGAUGGAAUGUUUCCGCUUCUACCACUCAAUCAUUACAAACUCUAGGUUUAUAUUGAUGAAUUAAUA